UUUUCGGAUCGUUGAACCAUUCCUAUAUCAUCAUCAUCCACAAAGACAAUUUUACGAGAAACACUUCAGAAAGUAGUUAAGCUUCAGAUAAACGAAGAAACGAUUCCGAUGGCAACCAAAGUGUAUAUCGUGUACUACUCAAUGUACGGUCACGUGGAGAAGCUGGCUGAAGAAAUAAGGAAAGGAGCUGCUUCUGUUGAAGGUGUUGAAGCCAAACUAUGGCAGGUGCCAGAGACGCUUCCAGAAGAAGCACUCCUUAAGAUGAGCGCACCACCAAAGAGUGGAUCACCAAUCAUCACACCCAACGACCUAACUGAAGCUGAUGGUUUUGUCCUUGGUUUCCCAACAAGGUUUGGUAUGAUGGCUGCUCAGUUCAAAGCCUUCUUGGACGCAACUGGUGGACUCUGGAGGACUCAGGCACUCGCCGGUAAACCAGCUGGUAUCUUCUACAGCACUGGCUCUCAAGGUGGUGGCCAAGAAACCACCGCGUUGACGGCGAUAACUCAGCUGGUUCACCACGGGAUGAUAUUUGUCCCAAUCGGUUACACAUUUGGUGCUGGAAUGUUCGAGAUGGAGAAAGUUAAAGGUGGGAGCCCUUAUGGAGCUGGAACAUUCGCAGGAGAUGGUUCUAGGCAGCCAACGCAGCUCGAGCUAGAGCAAGCUUUUCACCAAGGCAAGUACAUUGCAACCAUCACCAAGAAGCUCAAAGUAUCUACUGCUUAAUGUUUUCUAAUGAUUCGGUAUCAAUAAGAAAAAAAAAAAAAAAACAUUGCCUGUUUUGCUCUGCUUUAUUAAUAUAUAUAUAAAGUCCAUCAUAUAUAUUCUUUCACUUUGAUAUUAUUUCACAACAAUAAUUAUUGUCUUGUUUUUACGUAUAGAUAUGUAAUGAUUUGUGCUUGCGUUUCACUC
Molecule: messenger RNA, 909 nt
Organism: Brassica oleracea var. oleracea
Lineage: Eukaryota; Viridiplantae; Streptophyta; Magnoliopsida; Brassicales; Brassicaceae
Product: NAD(P)H dehydrogenase (quinone) FQR1
Exons: 4
Coding region: 109-723 (204 amino acids)
Molecular function (GO): NAD(P)H dehydrogenase (quinone) activity; FMN binding
Source: RefSeq, a predicted model, not a curated record